ACGAGAACUUUCAUUCCUUACUCUGUCCUGUGCUAUAUCAGACUUCCUGCGCUUGAACUGGUGCCAAACGAACACCGCAUCUCUUGUGCUUCUUCUUCCCUGCCCCAUUCGGACACGAUCAUCCCUGUGGGUAUACCACGGGAAAUCAAUUUCCUUAACAUCGCCCUUCGAUCACAUCCAUGUUAUAGCACGAUUGUUAUAGGGCCCGCAUACUAAGAACCCCCAGCCAGAACGCCAUCUUGCACAAGAGCAGAAAGAUAUCAACCCGUGCCGCCGUCUGGCUCGUCAAUCGAAUGUGGAACGACCUUGACAAAAAGUUUUAAAAUAUAUCCUAAGCAUUGUGUUCGAAAACAGUUGCAAGGCUGUCCAUACUUCUCGUGUUUCUUGCAGCCGACACGCGACUGGAAUAUCCAACACGCUUCUUCCGACAUAUUGGUUGGGUUCCCCGGUUCUCAUCAAUUCUUUAAAUAUACCUCUCCACCGGGAUCCAAUUAUUCGCAUUUGACUUCGCCAGUUGUCGCUCCUGCAAUCUACCCGAUUAACAAGAUGUUCACGUUUGGAGGUGGGAAGGCUCCUUACCCCACUGUCUACACCGUCACCUCACCAAAGAAGUCAUCUAAGAAAGACACUCCUCCCUCGUCUCCCCAAAAGGAAACUCCUUCGUCCCCGGACUCUCUUGAACCAGCAAUCGAUGGACCUCCAUCUCCCGAACGUAUACGAGCCUAUACCGAGCAGAUGAAGAGGAGUUCAUUGUUCGGUAACAAUUCCAGGACAAAUACACUUUCCUCUGGUGCCUCUUCCUCCCGUUCUCGCGAAUCGACAAUUGCCUCAACGGAUAAUGUGAGCUUGUCUCGACGGUCAUCUAGUCGAUCCACCGCCAGCAGUAUGCUUCGCCAUGACAGACCGGAAAGUGUUCAGAUAUUCGGAUCGCUGUUUUCUCGAAGCGCGAGAAGGACAAAAAGGGAUACACACAAUCUCGGCCUCCGCACCUCAUCUUCACUUGGUCUAGAUGAGAUGGUAGUCGAGGAGGGCUCCGCGAAAGAACAUUACUACGGAAAGAAGAGCAAUUCACGACGUCGUCAUUUUAUCUCUGGCCCAUACAACUUCCAGCAUGUAACUCACACACGGCAAGACCAUCUUCCUGACCUUGGACGAACGAGCCGGACCGAACUUGUAUCGGAGUUCUCAGCUAUUCGAGCAUCCCAAGCCCCAACACAUGGUGAGUUGAAGGGAAUCAGGGCUGAUGACUUGCAUUUUGAGAACUUCUCUUCUGAAGCUCUGAGCGUUCUGCCAAGCGAAGACGCUCCUCCAGCAACUUCUCCCCAGACGAGCCCCCAACGCCGGGUGCUUCGCAAGUCUGUUCAACCACCCCAAUUGCCUUCUCAACGAGCAAUGGGAUACACCAAAUCACAUGACAAUCUGAGAAUAGCACCACCUCGACCACCCCGCUCGCCACUGUCACCGCCGUGUCCACUGGCACUUCCAGCAAGGACCUCCUCCCGCACAGCUUCUGUGCUUUUCGAUACCUUUGAUCCUCUCGCCACAACGACGAUUACGAGACCUCAUACAAAUGCAGGAUUCCGCAAGCCAGCUCCUUUCAUUCUUCUUCCUUCGCCGCCACCAACUUUGGAUGAACAGCAAGACGGAGGCGCGCACGCAGUAACAACACCAGGCGAUGAGGCAUGGCCAUUGACAGGAUCAUUAUCUGGAAAUUUUGGUAAUGAACUAGCAGAUGUUCAGGAGGAGGAGGAAGAUGUUAUGUCAAGGAGGUCGUCGCGAAUGUCAACUGCUAGCGCCGAGCUGAGAAUGUCUCAGUCCGUGCCAGCGCUUCGACUCAAGUCACAGGCACAGGUUGAUAGGUCCGAGGCCCGCAUGUCCACGACAUUGGGGCAACCACUGACCGCAGCUGCAUUCUCGGCCCCCAAGCAAAUACCAACACCAAGCGGCUUCCAAGUCAAUGACUCGUGGGAAUCCGAUAUCGACUGGUGUUAUGAAAAUGGAGAGGAAAGCUGUGAUUAUAACUAUUGCUCUGAGGAAGGUGAUACUCCUACACAGACACCUGCAACAGUCGUCCAAGAACCGCUUCACUUGAGCCUGCAGACCGAAGAACGUACUUAUCGUGGACGAUUCCGACCUUCCCUUUUGGUGUCGUCGUCCUUCGAUGCGCCUGAGCUAUCGCCAAGAUCGAUCAACUCUACGCCUUCAUCCGAUCCCAGAACACCAGCGAACUUCUUACGUCCAAGUCAUAUCCGAUCUCCCUCGCAUGCCUCGUCCUUCAAGGAGUCUCAUGGCUUCCACCUCUCACCAACCCUUCUCAUUCCUGCUGAUUUCCAGUCACAGAUGGAGCAAGAUGCUCUCUACACCGAGCACUACUCCAACGACUCGUCAAAUGGUGCAAUUUUCAUGCAGGACUCUUACGUCCAUGCCAUCUCUCCUGUCGACGAAGAAAUCGGAGGCCCACACCCUGCUCUUGCUUCGAUGCAACAUCGACGCAACAAGUCUCUGGUGCUCGAGAGAGAUCUCCGAAACGGCGAGACUCAAUUGGUUCCUUCCAGUUCCGCAGAGCAGAAAAAGGAUCUCAUUGAUGUGGUGGGCAGCCUCAGCCCAGUUGCAGAGGCGUUUCCACACGUACCAGCCGAGGGCAAGGCACCAGUACACGGACGAAAGAUCUCAGCACCCGAGGCAGUUGCACCCCUCCGAGAAUUCAAAGGAAGAGCUCGAGCCUCAACUGUCGGGGGAAAGCGAAGGGGAAGCUACAUGCUGUUCCCCCAAAUAUAAGCAGCCACAUAUCUAAGGCUAUGAACCGCGCCAAAUAUUGCGCGACUCAUGGUGUAACGUGGGCACCAACUGCGAACCCAGAACAUGGCUGAGUUUGCGACGAUUGAAAUGUUUGAUAUGAUUUUAUGUAUUCCCUUGUUAUCGUUUCUUCAUUUUUGUACACACUUGUGUCAAUUAUAUCGGGCUGGCUUUUGGAGUGUAUCAGAAAGGACGGCCAUCAAGCUAGCUGGGUCAAGCUUGCGGGAAAGAGAAAAGCAGCAUUGCGUUUAGGAUUUCGGAGACUGAUCGUCCUGUACCACUAUUGUCGACUUUCUUUGAUCGACCUUUCUGUUUCGGACAAUGUUUCCUGGGUAUCUCAUUUGUUAUUAAUCUCAUUUGUUGGAGAGGGAGGAGCAUUGUAUGGUAUGGAUCUGGGCAUUCAUUUGGGCAGGACCUGGGCCUGGAUAGGACCGACUUGUGGAAAAGGGAAUGAUGGGAGCGAACACGAUACAGAUGGAAUCUGAGUGGGACAGGAGCAAGCAGAGCAGAGAGAUCACAGACACAAAGGCUUGUUGAUUGGCUUGCUGGUAUGGAAGCGGGUACUUGGGAAGGUGACGAACGAGAUGACAUUUUAUACCUCUUACCGAGAGAGGCAGGUUGAGAUGCUCACCCGAUCAUGGGAGCAACCUUUGUAGAGGAGCUACUAGUGUGAUGGGAGGGGUAGAGAUUGAGGAAAGGAUACUGUACAACUCUUGUGCUGCAUUGGAGGAGCCUGUUGUUACCAUGAAUAGAACAUGGAUGGACAACGAACAGUAGACAUUCUACCCCCUUUUAGGGGCCUCUUUAGGCGGGACUGGAAAAAUGAAAAACCAUCAAAACCACAGCUGGUCCCAUCUCUUUCUGAUUCGCACCUGAGUUGAAAGUACCAAUGUACGCCUUCCUUUGCUCCCGAUGUCUCACUACCCCAACCGAAGAAGCCACCCCAAGAAUUGCUUUCAUUUACAAUCCUCUUCCAGAGAUCACACCUCAGGUCCUUCCACCCUAGAAAGACAGCUUUCCAAACAUCCGAGACACAAAACGUUGAAGAUAGACUCUGAAACACUGGUCCUCCUCCUGCAUUCCAUAUCGUGGCCCGUUCUAUCUUGUCCAAAUCACGAAUAUAGCCAACCAUUCCUCAACUUGAAGCCGCACAUGAUGUUUAGCAAGGUUAACACUGCUGG
This is a messenger RNA of Cadophora gregata, 3977 nucleotides long. RefSeq lists its product as uncharacterized. The record is from RefSeq and is a predicted model, not a curated record. The transcript is spliced from 2 exons. The coding region runs from base 547 to 2778 and encodes 743 amino acids. NCBI's taxonomy places the organism in Eukaryota, Fungi, Ascomycota, Leotiomycetes, Helotiales, Ploettnerulaceae.